Musca vetustissima is the source of this 2001-nucleotide messenger RNA. RefSeq lists its product as uncharacterized. Gene Ontology annotation, molecular function: protein binding. The coding region runs from base 1 to 1986 and encodes 661 amino acids. The record is from RefSeq and is a predicted model, not a curated record. NCBI's taxonomy places the organism in Eukaryota, Metazoa, Arthropoda, Insecta, Diptera, Muscidae. The transcript is spliced from 5 exons.
AUGGAUUCCUGCCAACGAGGGGAGGAACAGGAAGAUACUCUGAAUGUAAUGGAAACACGAACAAUAAAUUGUUUAAAUGGCAUUAAACGCAAACGUCGUUGUUCACAAUUGUCAAACGAUGGUGAUGAUGGUGAUCAAACACCGCAUAAGAAGACAACACCUAACGAAGACAAACAACAAAGCGUAGAAAAUGAAAUACAGCCGACAACAAAUGGUGAGGGAAGGGAAAACAUUGAGGAUAGCGAUGCAACAACGAUUACAACCAAUAGUAGUGCCACAACUUACUAUGACGAAGACCAAUUUUCGUUGGAACACUUUUGCGAUGAGGUGCUGUAUGAAAUUUUUAAAUUUCUGGAUACCUGGUCGUUGAUGACGUUAAUGAACGUCAGCAAACGUUUCCAGAAAUUCGUAUUGGACAAACGACUAUGGGAAGAUAUUGAUCUGAGUCAGGAACCAUUACCUCUUGGCAUUCUUGAGGAUAUGCUUGAGCGAUCACAUGAGAAAACACGCAGUAUUAAAUUGAGGGGACCUUCACCAUCUCAGCACAUUGAGGGGGAAAUACAGCAUUUCAAUAAAACGCUACGCAAUUCCAUGACUACACGAUGUACCAAGUUAUUAACAUUGGAAUUGUUUGGAGUGACAUUGGAUUUUAAUUUGCUUACAUUCAAUGACUUUCCAAAGACACUGAAACGACUGGUGCUAAGUAACUGUCAUGUACGCGUUGAUCCUAAUAAAUCCAUUUUUACUGGCAUUGAUACAAUUCUGACUAGUUUAGAUGAGCUGGCGAUAGAGAAGAAUAAUUGGUUUGAUCCCUAUUAUGUGAUGCCUAUAUCAAAGUUACCUGCACUUAGAUAUUUAAGUUUAAAAGGUUGUAGUCAAAUGCAAGAGUUUAUACCAUAUGGAAGUAUAGCCGGACGUCAUGGUUUCAAACAAUUAGAGGUCCUUGAUUUGAGUAAUACACCAUUGAAUGAUUCCGAUUUGCAGUGUUUCAAUGCUGUUGAAACCCUUAAAGAAAUUUAUCUUCAGUGUCCAGAAACGGAUGAAAAACCACAAUCUUCUGCAUCGCCAUCCACAAAUAGGAAUUUAGCUGCCAAUGGAACAACUACAACACCAAGUAAAUCAAAUAGAGACGAUCAAGAACCCACAACAUCAUCAAAGGCAUCAGCGUGUACAGCCAAAAAUCUAGAUGAUUCCCCUUCAACAUCAUCUUCAUCGUCGUCGUCAUCAUCAUCAUCAUCAGGAAGUGAUAACGAGCCUGUUGUACCAUCAUCGUCAUCAUCAUUCAUCCACAAUGCUUCGUCAAAUGUUAUACCCAUUGUCAGCAGUAAUGUUCCAUCAUUUAGUAGAUUUUUACCACGACCAGAUCACAUUAUAUGCCUUGAUCUACGCAAUCGCACAUCGCCAAAUGCUUUUCACAUUAAUCUUGGAGAUCGAAGUAAUAUACGGCAUUUGCUAAUGCCCGGUCAACAGCAGGGGGGUAACCAGCAACAACAGCAACAGCAGAAUCAACAGCAAUCACCACCUCCAGCCUUUGAACAAAUGAUCAGACAUAAUCUCUUUUGGGAUAUUAUAAAUCCUCUUGGACGAGUAACAGGUGGUGGUGGCCCGGAUCGAUUACUUAGUGAAGAAUAUGAAAUGGAAUUUGGGCCAGGCAAUCAUUUAUCACGACGUCCAAUACAACGUGGUAGUAUAUCGGAUCGUGGUGUAUGUUGUUUUGGUCGCACACGUCAACCUGUACAUCAUGGUGUUAUUUGGAUACGUUUUAAUAAUCGUCCAAGUGAGAAUCGUUUCGAGAGGUUUAGUGUACGUGAUUAUAAAUAUGUUACCGAUGUGUCACUACAACAUUUGGUACAGUGUUCGCCAAAUCUGGUAUUUUUGGAUGUUAGUGGUACUAGUGUGACCCUGGAGGGUAUAAAACGUUUUAAGGAAUUAAAACCGGAAUGUAAAUUGGUGGCUGAACACUUGGCUGGUGUAAGCGUUCUUUGAAAUUUUUGAAAGUGC